Messenger RNA from Plutella xylostella (diamondback moth), 1344 nucleotides. It is a transcript of the gene AP-1sigma, whose product is annotated as AP-1 complex subunit sigma-2. Gene Ontology annotation, cellular component: membrane coat; AP-1 adaptor complex. NCBI's taxonomy places the organism in Eukaryota, Metazoa, Arthropoda, Insecta, Lepidoptera, Plutellidae. The record is from RefSeq and is a predicted model, not a curated record. Gene Ontology annotation, molecular function: clathrin-cargo adaptor activity. Gene Ontology annotation, biological process: intracellular protein transport; vesicle-mediated transport.
AAAAAAUCUUGAGCUGAGUGAGGACGAGGCGAAAAUAUUUUAAUUUUCUAAAAAAUGACUUCAAUCGAAAACUAUUGAUACAUUCCAGUUAUUCCUCUUACAUUGCAUAGAUCUUAACUAGUUUUAUAAGCUUAGAAAGCGUCAAAAUGAUGCAAUUUAUGCUGCUGUUCAGCCGACAAGGCAAGCUGCGGCUGCAGAAGUGGUACGUGGCACACCCUGACAAGCUGAAGAAGAAGAUAACUCGCGAGCUGAUCACCACGGUCCUGGCCAGAAAACCGAAAAUGUGCUCUUUCCUCGAAUGGAAGGACGUCAAAGUGGUCUACAAAAGGUAUGCAUCACUGUACUUCUGCUGUGCUAUGGAACAGGAGGACAAUGAGCUGCUGACUCUGGAGCUGAUCCACCGCUAUGUGGAAUUGCUGGACAAGUAUUUUGGGAGUGUGUGCGAGCUGGACAUAAUCUUCAACUUUGAGAAGGCGUACUUCAUCCUGGACGAGCUGGUGCUGGGCGGGGAGCUGCAGGAGACCAGCAAGAAGAACGUGCUGAAGGCCAUCGCCGCUCAGGACCUGCUACAGGAGGAGGAGACGCCCCAAGGAUUCUUCGAGGACCACGGCCUCGGCUAGUGCGCCUCCACGGAGUCCGCACGCUUCGCCACACCAUAGAGUAAAGAGUUCUCACUGGCAGCAUGCAAAAUACCUUGGGCUUUGGCGCGGUGGUUCUGAGAUAAAGCCCGCAUUACAUUCUUUAUUCUAUGACGCAACGGCGAUGAUCUACUGGUAUAUUUCGGAUGGCAUCUUUUUUCAUUGAUACAUUAGAGGAGCGCAUUUAUUACUUAGCUGCAUACGCACUAUUUUCGAAUAAUUAUAUUUAAAAUAUGGCUUAGAUUUUAGAAAUGAUAGUGAAAACGUAUUUCUUUCGUCCAUUAGUUUUUAGUUAUACAUUAAUUGAGCUUAUGAAAUAAUUGUUUUUCGUAUAAGUAUUGCACUGUAUUAUUUAUUAAGUAUUGCUUGGCUCUCCUAUUAUAAAACAAAAUAUAACGUACUUAUUUUUUAAACAUAUUUAAAAAUAAUUAUGAAUCCAAUAUUAUCCACAAUUUAUUGUGCCAAAUGUAUAAUCAAAUUAAUUCGCCAGUUCUUCCAUGUAAAUUCACGUUUGAAUUAAUAAUAGCACUGAUCUCAAUUUUAAAUUAUUAUAUCUUCCAUAUCAAAUUGUCAUAUCUAAUUUGAACAACUUUACACUUCCGAUUAAAAUGACUGUUUUUGGCCUAAGAUGGAAAUCAAGACAAUUUUUUCGAAUGUAUUCAACUUUGUGUAUAAAACUAUUAAAAUAAAUCGUUAUAUGAGUACA